Messenger RNA from Salpingoeca rosetta, 775 nucleotides. RefSeq lists its product as uncharacterized. The record is from RefSeq and is a predicted model, not a curated record. The coding region runs from base 131 to 529 and encodes 132 amino acids. NCBI's taxonomy places the organism in Eukaryota, Choanoflagellata, Craspedida, Salpingoecidae. The transcript has a single exon.
CGUGCAUGCAGUUGUUUUCGGGUGUUGGUUUGAAUCUGUGGCGGCGGCGGUGCCUCUGGGCAACGUGGCAGGUUGCCAGCCAACUCGAUCACAUCACCCAGGCCACUGCGAGUGUGGCUGUUAGUGAGUGAUGGGAGUGAGAGUGAACCACCCAGUAGGCCAACCAACUAACCAACCAACCAACCACCGCACAGCCCACAACCAACGGGCAGACGUGUCGAUACUUGGGGGUUGCCUGAACGACGAGCUGUGCUCGCACAGCGACAGCCACGGGAGCGAGGGACACACGCACAUCAAGACGUGCAGGAGAACACGGCAGAACACCAGUGGAGGCGUGCAGACUUGCGUCGUUAAACACGCCAAAGCCGUCCCUACAACACGCCGCGUUGCACGGCGACUGGGAAGGGUUGUUGCCUGCAAGCACCAAGGUGCAAGUGCGCGAGCACCCACCAUCUCCACGUAUCCGACCGUUACUGCCCCCGCUACGACUCGGACACGCGCAGCCAACCAACCUCCACCAAACAACUAAACACCCACAUCCAAAUAUCGCGCGGACAACCACUGGUUGGUGUUGCCUGGCAAAGGACACACCACCCCACACCCCCGCGCGCGCUCACUGAACCAUCCAGCCAUUGGUCACCUCUCACUCACUCACACACUCUCUCCCUCCCCACUGCUGUGUGUGCGUGCGGAACAAGCCAGCCACCCGGUCAACAGCAACAACACUGCCAGCACCAGCACACACAGGCUGCACGUUUUUGUUGUUGUGGUGGUG